CACGGUUACACUGAACGGCUAAAUAAUAUGCCCUUGGUUUCCUCUGUGAGGUGAAGCGCUAACAGGCUAGUCAAUAAAGUCAGUUUAUAAUAAUUGUUUGGAUCAGUGUAUUUUCUCGACAUGGGGCUCCCAGAUGAGGCGAAGGCCCUUCCACCUCCAGGAAUAAUCAACCGAAACUCGGUCUGGCUCGGUAUUAUCGGCUGGUGCUCUGCGAUGCUACAGAAUGCCAUCAACCGCAGGCCGCCCAUGAAAUCAGGUGUUCACCGGCAAGCCUUGCUGGCAUCCAUUGGUUGGUUCAUUGGUUACCAUGUCACCAAACACGAGAACUACACAUACGCUAGACUGGACCGAGACAUGAACGAAUACGUACGACUCCACCCAGAGAACUUUUCAGACAAAGAGAAGAAGACAUUUGCAGAGAUUGUGGAGCCUUUUCACCCAAUUCGCUGAGUGUAGGAGGCUGGCUGAAGGAGAAGAGAGAACAUUUGAACAGAAUACCACCUGUCUCUGUAGUACCUAGUUGGUGUUAAUGCGAUCACCCAUUACAUUAUGUCAAAUCCUAAAGAGUCUUGUAUAUAAUAAAAUAAAUCCUACUCAAAUAAUGUG
Messenger RNA from Salvelinus sp. IW2-2015, 606 nucleotides. It is a transcript of the gene ndufc2, whose product is annotated as NADH:ubiquinone oxidoreductase subunit C2. Lineage: Eukaryota; Metazoa; Chordata; Actinopteri; Salmoniformes; Salmonidae. Gene Ontology annotation, cellular component: mitochondrial inner membrane. Gene Ontology annotation, biological process: mitochondrial electron transport, NADH to ubiquinone. The record is from RefSeq and is a predicted model, not a curated record.